Acomys russatus (golden spiny mouse) is the source of this 494-nucleotide messenger RNA. Its product is annotated as immunoglobulin omega chain-like. Bases 1 to 411 code for a protein of 136 amino acids. The record is from RefSeq and is a predicted model, not a curated record. The transcript is spliced from 2 exons. Gene Ontology annotation, biological process: immunoglobulin production; immune response. NCBI's taxonomy places the organism in Eukaryota, Metazoa, Chordata, Mammalia, Rodentia, Muridae.
AUGGUCUGGACUCCUGUCCUGCUCAUGAUGUUGGCCCAGCUCACAGGUUGUGGCCCUCAGCCGAUACUGCAUCAGCCACCGUCAGCCUCUUCCUCCCUGGGAACCACCAUCCGCCUCCCCUGUACCCUGAGCAGAAACCAUAACAUCGGCAUUUACAGCAUUUACUGGUACCAGCAGAGGCCGGGCCACCCUCCCAGGUUCCUGCUGAGAUACUUCUCACACUUAGACAAGCUCCAGGGUCCCAAGGUGCCCCCUCGCUUCUCCGGAUCCAAAUACGUGGCCGGGAACCUGGGGUACCUGAGCAUCUCUGAACUGCAGCCUGAGGACGAGGCUGUGUAUUACUGCGCCGCGGGGCUCCGGAGGGAGGAAAAGGAGAAAGGGAUGGCGAGGCAGCGGGGAGGAGAAAAGUAGCUUACAGAUUCGGGAUCCCAGGCUCUGGAGACAUCCAGACCCUGAAGUGAAGACGGAGUUUGCUUGGCUUGGCUAGGCUGAUA